UGUAAAGAAGUAACGUUUUUUUUUUUUUUGAUAGUGAAGACGCAGCAAAAACUUACGUCUUUUUUGAAAAUUACAAAAAUUUGACGUUGCUCGAGUUUACCAAUACCGCUUAAUAUAAGUGCCAUGUAUUUAAGUUAACGAAUAGUUAUGUAAAAAGCAUACACGAUCAUUGUAUAUAUAUACCUUGCAUACACGAGUCAUACAGUUAGUUUAUCAAGUUUUCUGUGCUGUGUAAGUAAUAUUUUCUUUAAAAUCUGUCAAAUAUGGAAUUAAGUACAACACUUCCAACGCUCUACGAACAUUAUACGGCAGGUGGUAUAACAUCCGGAUUAUCCGUAGACCAGCCUUAUUUUACUUUAAAUAACAAAAAUAUCUCGAUAUACAGCGGCUCUUUACACUAUUACCGUGUACCAAAACCAUACUGGGCUGACCGAUUAAGGAAAUUUAGAGCCGCAGGAUUGAACACUGUCGAAACUUACAUUCCGUGGAAUCUCCACGAACCGCAACCUGGAGUUUAUGAUUUUGGGAACGGCGGAAGUGAUUUUCAGGAUUUUCUUGAUUUAGAGCAUUUUUUGAAACUUGCUAAACAAGAAGAUUUGUUCGUUAUUCUCCGACCAGGUCCGUACAUUUGUGGCGAAUGGGAAUUUGGUGGCCUACCCAGUUGGUUACUUAGAGAAAGACCGUUUAAAGUACGAACUUCGGCGUCCACCUUUAUGAACCAUGUGACCAGGUUUUUUAAUCGUCUUCUACCGAUGCUUGCGCUACUACAGUUUACGAAAGGGGGACCCGUAAUAUCCUUCCAAAUUGAAAACGAAUACGGAAGCACCACCCAGAAAGGAGUAUUCAAUCCCGACAGAACUUAUUUGGAACAACUGAGAAGUUUGUACUUGAAAAAUGGAAUUAACGAGCUGCUUUUUACCUCCGAUUCUCCAUCACAAUAUGGGGAAGCAGGCACACUUCCGGGUGUUCUGUUUCAAACGGCCAACUUUAAUAGAGAUCCCGGAAAAGAAUUCAGAUAUUUAGCCCAAUACCAGCCCAAUAAGCCUUUUAUGACGACAGAAUUAUGGGCAGGAUGGUUUGAUCACUGGGGCGAACAACACCACACUGUAUCACCUAGAUCAUUUUCCCAAAUUUACAAAGAAAUUCUUAGUUAUCCGGCAUCGGUAAAUAUUUACAUGUUCAUAGGUGGUACUAGUUUUGGAUUCAUGAAUGGUGCAAACAUUGAAGGCUUAAACGUGGACAAUAAAGGGUACCAACCUGACACAAACAGCUACGAUUACGAUGCGCCUCUAACAGAAAUAGGAGAUUACACAGAAAAAUAUUAUGUUGUCAAGCAAUUGAUCGAAAAGUACAAUCCAAUUAAAACUAAACUCCCCCAACUACCCCGUCCUAUCAAUAGAACAUCGCUGCCUUCAACGUAUAUUCAAGAACAAUUGCUCCUAAUUGACAUCCUAUCACAGGUCCAAGAAAAAGUUCGCAGUAAUAGAACUAUGGCGAUGGAGUAUCUCCCCAUAAACAACGGAAGUGGUCAAAGUUACGGUUAUAUAGUAUAUCGUAAAGAAAACAUCGAUAUAUCUGCUGGUUCUAUUCUCAAAAUUGAAGGCCGUGUCUGUGAUACAGUUCUAGUCUUAGUCAAUGGACAGUUAGUAUCAAAACCUUUAAGAACCCCAUCGGAUUUGGACCGAUUUGGUUAUUGGAGAUUGAAAGACUCUACGUUAACCCUAUCAUCAGUAAAUUUAACCGGUGCAACUCUAGAACUCGUGGUAGAAAACUGGGGACGAGUAAAUUAUGGUAAACUAAAUCAAUUCUAUCAAUCUAAAGGAUUAUGGCAAGGAAAGAUAUUUAUAAAUGACGAAGAGAUACAAGGCUGGGAAAUUGUACCACUGGAAUUUAAGAAGGCCUGGAACAAUAAGUUGCAAGGCUGGCGUAAAGUUGACGAUAUUUCUUCUCCAAAACCUGCCAUUUAUAGGACAACAUUUACGGUUGAAGAACCUAAAGAUACUUUUGUAAAUAUGAACAACUGGACCAAAGGUAUUGUUAUCAUUAACGGGUUCGUUCUGGGAAGGUACGUGUCUCCUUUGGGGCCACAACUCACCCUUUAUCUUCCAGCACCCUUACAGAAAAGUGGCGUCAAUGAAAUACUAGUGUUUGAACAUUUUUAUGCAGCUGAUAGUAUAACUUUUUCGGCAAAACCAAUAUUUGGAAGUUCUAGUUUCAUUUUUUAAAUGUAACAAGUAAGAAAAAUAGUACAAUUUACAGUAGGUACUACAUGGUCCUAACUGUUUGCAUAAGGAAUAAACAAUUGUUUAAAUGUAAAAA
This is a messenger RNA of Agrilus planipennis (emerald ash borer), 2319 nucleotides long. RefSeq names its product beta-galactosidase-1-like protein 3. Gene Ontology annotation, cellular component: vacuole. The coding region runs from base 264 to 2225 and encodes 653 amino acids. Gene Ontology annotation, biological process: carbohydrate metabolic process. Gene Ontology annotation, molecular function: beta-galactosidase activity. The record is from RefSeq and is a predicted model, not a curated record. NCBI's taxonomy places the organism in Eukaryota, Metazoa, Arthropoda, Insecta, Coleoptera, Buprestidae. The transcript has 2 exons.